AUGGGAGCCGCGCCAUGGCAUGUUCAGGUACCGGUUUCCUUGGGAAAAAUACUUGGAAGUUGGAAACCUCACUCGACAAUGUGCCUUCCGAUAAAUGGCUACCUGAACUCUGAGAUUCAGGUGCCACAAGAAAUUGGAGCGAAAAUCCAAGAAAUAUGCAAAAAGAUGACCUCAGAAACUAGAUUGGCUUUGAAAGAAGUAGCAUUGGGCAUGAGGACAAUGACUAGGCCGUCCUCCUCUGCUGAUUCCCAUAUUGAGAAUGCAAGAACGGAAGCAAAACACCUCAAAUCCUUGCUUAAAACAAGGUCGUGGCCAGACAGUACUGAUCUGCUGGACAUAGUUCCGGUCGCUGCUGUAGCUUCAUUGCUCAUAGACAUUGUCGCCUGCACAGAGAAAAUUGCCGAUACUGUUAAAGAACUUGCUCCUCUCGCACACUUCAAGGCUGCAGUAGUAACAGCUGGUCAGCAAAAACAAUUGAGCCGCCAACAAACUCAUGGCAGAGAAGAAACACAUCACAUUAUUACCAUGGGUGCAUCAUCUCCUGAGUAA
This is a messenger RNA of Ilex paraguariensis (yerba mate), 549 nucleotides long. Lineage: Eukaryota; Viridiplantae; Streptophyta; Magnoliopsida; Aquifoliales; Aquifoliaceae. The record is from the annotation of a GenBank genome assembly.